UUAAAACGCCCGGCCAGUGGCUGCCCUCCCCCCUCUCUUUCUCUCCUCCGCCCGCGCCCGGGGAACCAGCGACCCCUCCCCCUUCACCUGGCCUCCGGAUCCAGAGCGGAGUUCGUGUCCGGGCGCUAGGGAGACGACCGAUCCAGUCCAGGCGCGACGAUGGGGAAGGCGGCGGCGGUGGCCACGGCGGUGGUGGUGUGCGCGGCGGUCGGCACGGCCGUGGUGCUCGGCCGGCGCCGGCGCCGCAGGGACGCGGAGCUGCUCGGCGCGGCCGAGGCCGAGAGGAAGCGCAAGGUGGCGGCCGUCAUCGAGGACGUCGAGCGCACGCUCGCCACGCCCACGGCCCUGCUGCGGGGCAUCUCCGACGCGCUCGUCCUCGAGAUGGAGCGCGGCCUGCGCGGGGACAUCCACUCCCAGCUCAAGAUGCUCAUCAGCUACGUCGACCAGCUCCCCACCGGAGACGAACAUGGCUUGUUUUAUGCAUUGGAUCUUGGAGGUACCAACUUCCGUGUUCUGCGAGUCCAACUUGGAGGAAGGGAGAAACGUGUUGCCAAGCAACAGUAUCAGGAAGUCUCUAUUCCACCACACCUGAUGGUCGGAACUUCCUUGGAACUAUUUGAUUUCAUUGCUUCUGUAUUGGCCAAAUUUAUUGAAACUGAAGGUGACGAGUUCCACCUCCCAGUGGGGAGGCAGAGAGAGCUGGGUUUCACCUUUUCCUUUCCGGUAAACCAAUUAUCAAUAUCAUCAGGAACACUCAUCAAGUGGACAAAGGGCUUUUCAAUCAACGGCGCGGUUGGUGAGGAUGUUGUGGCUGAGUUGAGCAAGGCCAUGGAGAGGCGGGGGCUGGAUAUGAAAGUUUCAGCACUGGUUAAUGACACAGUCGGCACAUUGGCUGGUGGGAGAUAUAUGGAUAAUGAUGUGGUUGCUGCCAUAAUAUUGGGCACUGGUACAAAUGCAGCAUAUGUUGAGCAUGCUAAUGCAAUUCCUAAGUGGACUGGACUACUGCCGAAAUCCGGAAAUAUGGUAAUCAACACGGAAUGGGGAAGCUUUAAAUCGGACAAGCUUCCACUUUCAGAAUACGACAAAGCAUUGGACUUCGAAAGUUUGAACCCUGGAGAACAGAUAUAUGAAAAGUUGAUUUCCGGCAUGUAUCUUGGAGAGAUUGUGCGAAGAAUCUUACUGAAAUUGGCUCAUGAUGCUGCAUUAUUUGGGGAUGUUGUUCCAGCUAAGCUGGAACUGCCAUUCGUACUUAGGACCCCAGAUAUGUCUGCCAUGCACCAUGAUGCAUCACAUGACCUUAAAAUUCUGGGAAGUAAGCUAAAGGAUAUCGUUGGGGUUGCGGAUACUUCCCUGGAAGUAAGAUACAUUACUCGUCACAUAUGUGACAUCGUUGCAGAGCGCGGCGCACGCUUGGCCGCUGCUGGCAUAUAUGGCAUCCUGAAGAAGCUAGGCCGGGACAAGGUGCCAACCGACGGCAGCCCGAUGCCAAGGACCGUGGUUGCCUUGGACGGUGGGCUCUAUGAGCACUACAAGAAGUUCAGCAGCUGCUUAGAGGCAACUCUUUCAGAUCUCCUCGGGGACGAGGCCUCUUCUUCGCUGGUUGCCAAGCUGGCCAAUGACGGCUCUGGCAUUGGAGCUGCUCUCCUCGCCGCUUCGCACUCCCAGUACGCUGAUAUCUACUAGUCUUCUUGGUAACGAGCCCGAUGGAUGGAUUGAACCCAGAGUGUAGCAGCCUCUUCUCUUCCUUUUUUUUUUCUUUUCUUUUCCCUUCGAACCUUCCUAAUCGCCUGGUGGUGGAAUUUUACCUUCUUCGGCUAUUCUGCGGACACUCUCCGGUGCGUCUGCAGCGGGAUGUAGCUAGCAUAGCGCCAAAGAGCUUGGAGGUUUAUCUAAUGGCAUAAAAGUUUCAGUGGCAGGAACAUAUGGAGAUGGAGGUUUGGACAAUGCCAUUCCUGUUCUGCCGAUUCUUUUUCCCCUUGUCUGGUGGUGUUUUGUAAUCCAUAACAUUUUGUUAAUCCUUUUUUUUGUAUUUUCUCCUCCCAAUAAAGAUGGGGAUCGACAUCAUCCAAUUUAACCA
Triticum dicoccoides is the source of this 2077-nucleotide messenger RNA. Its product is annotated as hexokinase-5. Gene Ontology annotation, cellular component: cytosol; mitochondrion. The record is from RefSeq and is a predicted model, not a curated record. NCBI's taxonomy places the organism in Eukaryota, Viridiplantae, Streptophyta, Magnoliopsida, Poales, Poaceae. Gene Ontology annotation, molecular function: D-glucose binding; glucokinase activity; ATP binding. Gene Ontology annotation, biological process: glycolytic process; glucose 6-phosphate metabolic process; intracellular glucose homeostasis. The transcript has 9 exons. Bases 160 to 1683 code for a protein of 507 amino acids.